Hansenula ciferrii is the source of this 2115-nucleotide messenger RNA. It is a transcript of the gene BRN1, whose product is annotated as condensin subunit BRN1. The record is from RefSeq and is a predicted model, not a curated record. Gene Ontology annotation, cellular component: condensin complex. Gene Ontology annotation, biological process: mitotic chromosome condensation. Gene Ontology annotation, molecular function: chromatin binding. The transcript has a single exon. Bases 1 to 2115 code for a protein of 704 amino acids. NCBI's taxonomy places the organism in Eukaryota, Fungi, Ascomycota, Saccharomycetes, Phaffomycetales, Wickerhamomycetaceae.
AUGGCUUAUGUUCAAUCAAAAGUGAUGAAGAAGAGGCUUCAAGAGAAGCGUAGGGUUAGUGGUGCUUCGUUGUUGAGGGAUGAACUUGAUAAUGAUAAUGCUGGAAAGAGUUCGCUUUUGGAUAGUUUACCAGCAUUUCAGCAAAAUAAAGGUGUUAUGAUGGCUAAUUUUGAAGAAUGGAUCAAGAUGGCAACUGAUAACAAGAUCAAUACCACAAACAGUUGGAAUUUUGCAUUGAUUGAUUAUUUCUAUGAUUUAAACGUGUUAAGAGAAAGUGAUAAUAACAUCAAUUUUCAAAAAGCUAGUGCCACAUUAGAUGGGUGUGUUAAGAUUUAUUCAUCAAGAGUUGAUUCUGUGGCUACAGAAACUGGUAGAUUACUUAGUGGUCUUGCAGCUAGAAAACAACAAGAAGCUGAACAAAAGGCAAAAAAUCGUGAAAAUGGUGAAGCCAAUGAAGAUGGCGAAGAAGGUGAUAGUGAUGUUGAAGUAGAUGAGGAUGGUGAACCUACAACUAAGAAGGCUCGUAGAAACAGAUAUGUUAAAAAGGAGCUGGGUGAUACAUUGGUUCCAUUUGAAUCUAUACAAGUUAAAAAGCUAUCACAAGAGCUGAGUAUAGAUCCUUUAUUCAAGAAAACCUUAGCUGAAUUUGAUGAAGGUGGUGCUAAAAGUUUAUUGUUGAACACUUUACAUAUGGAUAAUCAUACAAGAGUUGUUUUCGAUGCUACAACUGGUGAGUCUAAGGAAAAUCUGCGUGAUGAUGAAGAUCCAGAUCAAGAAGAGGACAAGGUUAAAGAUGAAGAUCAUGAUAUCAAUAUGGAAAUGUCUGGUAUCGAAGAAGGAGAUAUAAAUAUUGGUGAUUUAAAACAUCUUGUUUAUAAUGAAGAUGAAGACCUUGAUGAUCUGUUGGUAUGUCCUUCUUUUGAACAUCUAGGAUCUGUGCUGAAAGAUGUUAAUAGAGCCAAAUCCUUGUUGAAUGAUGUUAACCAGCAAAAUAUAAAUAUUCCUGAUGAUUUCUCCGCUUCACAUCAUAGUAUCAAUGCCUCUAAUGCUGGAGGAAAUGAUGAUUUUGGAUUUGAUUUCGGUGGUGCUAAUGAUUUUGAUGAUGAUGAUGGUGGUAAUUCGUUUGGUGAUUUAGACCAAGAAGCUGCAGCUGUUUUAUUCCAAGAUGAAAAUCAAGACCCAGAUGAUGAAGAUACAAAAAUUGUUGCAAACGUUGUUGAUCAAGAUCUUAUGGCAUAUUUUGAUCAUACACUGAGAAGAAAUUGGGCAGGUCCUGAACAUUGGAAAGUUAAACAAUUAAAAAAAGGUAAACAAGAUCUUCAAUCAUCUACUAAUAACGGUGCUGAAAAGAAGAGAAAACCUAAGAAGGAACUUGUCAUAAAUUUUAUGGAAGAGAAUGAUGAAGAUGAAGAAGAUAAAAUUUUUGCAAAAAGUAAAAAUCCCACAACAAUACCCGUUGAACAACAAGAAUCAGAAGAUACACAUUUACUACCCGAUGAUGUCUAUUUUUCUUCUGAGCAGCUAGUUAGAUUAUUCCUCAAACCAGAUCAGAAAUUAAAAGUGUUUCAAAAGAAAUCCAAACAGACUAAAUUUGAAGAAGCAGAUCAAACAAGACAAGAAGACAAUAGACAAGUUGAUGCAACAUUUUGGGCUGAUAACUAUAAGAAUAAUGAUAAUCAAGAUGAUGGAUUUGAUGACUAUGCUGGUGGUGGUGACGAUAUUGAUUUUGGAGGACCUGAUGACUUUGAUGAUGGUGAUAAUAUUUUCAAUACAGAUAAUAUCGAAGAUAAACUUGAAUUUGGAACACAACUUAUCACAGGUGGGAAGAAAGUUAAAUCAGAAUAUGUCAAUUAUUCAAAAACAGCUAAGAAUGUCAAUGUUAAGUACUUGAAAGAUAAUCUUUGGGAUGCAAUUGAAGUUAAGAAAGAAGAACCUGAACGAAACUUUAGUGAAGUGGUCCAAGAUAUUGGUAAGUUGUAUCCAAAGGAAGAAAAGAAAGAUUUAUCCACCAGUUUUUUCUUCAUUUGUCUCUUACAUUUGGCAAAUGAACACUCCUUGGACCUUGAAAGUAAUGAGCAGCUCACUGAUUUACGGAUCAAAGGUUUAAUACCAUAA